Messenger RNA from Pelodiscus sinensis (Chinese soft-shelled turtle), 8679 nucleotides. Lineage: Eukaryota; Metazoa; Chordata; Testudines; Trionychidae. The record is from RefSeq and is a predicted model, not a curated record.
CCAACCCCACCCCAUUGUAAAAUGUCACCCCGUCCCAUGCAUUUUGUCAUGUGCACCAAUACGAAGAGGAUGUGUCGCACCUCCCCUCCAUGUUGCACAUUGGUGCGCAGAACAAAAUUCAUUCCGCUCGGGGGGAUGGGAAAAAUUAGAGGGCUCACUGGUCACCACUCUAAAGUUUGCACGCAGAUUUUACACGCAAAUCGGAGGACAAAUGCAGUUGGCUUCUGACAAUGUGGAAAGUAAAUGCACGCAUAAUUUGGGAAAGGGCAGGUUUUAAAUCCUGCACUCGGUGGCAAUUUCAACACAAUCUGAAUUUUGGCUUUCCUUCCAAUGCCUCCCGUAAUCUCACUGCUUCAGAUGCAGCGGCGGUAGACUGUGGUUGAACUUGGAAGCUGUUUCUAGCUGCUGGCUGGUCAGUGGCCUCUGUAAAAUGACUUGGUAGAAAGGUACCCCCAUCAGAGUGAGCAUGAGUGGCAGGAAAUUCCUAGUCCCCGGGUUAGUUCUGGGUGCAAAAUCUCAUUCACCACCCCACCCCCUCACACCCAGGGAAGGAGCGCUUCGUUAACCGGUCAAACGACAGGAGCUCUUGGAGAAAGAGAAUUCCUCUGCGAGUGUAUUUUUGGGAUCUAGCUACUUUGAGAGCGCUUCUCGAAGAACUUGUUUGCAGUACAGCAUGUGUCAGCCUCUGAAACGGAUCCAAUUUCAAUGAAUGGUAUAGUGACCGAGAUGUUAGCCCUCCCUGGGCUGGAGAUGGAACAUAUGCUGCGGGGUGUGAAUAGUUUGUACAGUAUAUGCGGCAAGGCAUGCAAAGCCCAGUGUCUUUCACAGAGUGCGGGACCCUGGCCAAGAGUCCGAACCAACUUUCUGCGCCCUAUUAAACCAAGCGCGAGGAGAUGUUUCAACUCAUGGAGAAAACAGAGCCGUCUUGAUUCAAGUGGAAGCUACUUGGAUUAUGAUGAGUUCACUAGAGGUCAAAAAUGCUGAAGGUCGAAAACACAUUACAACCCUACUUCUGCCAAAUCUACUUCAUGGAGCUAUUUUUAAUGCCUCACUAAAAAUGGGCAGCAAUGAGGCUACAUGCAAGCAUGAGAGGAAGUUCUAAAUACAUUCAAGCACCGACAACAACAUUACAUAAAAGGUAUGCGCCUGCAGGAGCCAUUCACAUCACAGAGAAGAAACUCCCAUUUUGCGAUUCCAUAAGGUGAAUUAAUGUAAAGCAAAUACGUUCUGGAAGAAGAAUUCUGGGAGAAAACAUUGCAGACGAGUGGGAAUAUCCAACAGAAUCUUCUGCCUGUUUCACAUAAUAAAUUAAUGCUUGGGAUAAUUUAUUCAUGACUCACAAAGACAAUGCAGGGAAAUAAGAAACACGCGGAUGGACUUAGUGACUCUUCUAGUAUAGGGAGCCUCCUGGAUGAUACAGACAGAGAGGUCUGCAGCCUCACAGAUCGAGCAUUCAAGAGUUUGUGCGUGGCAGAACUCGAAGCAUCUAACAAUGAAUUGGAGAUUGUCAUUUCGCCGGACAUCACCUACCAGUUCACUACUAAAAUUCACCAAGGGACACUGAACCAUGCCAUCAAGAGAAGCAACAUCUACAAUAAGUUAUCAUCGAAAAACAACGAGCAUACAACUUGGGCUUCAACAUUCCAGCAUCUACCAAAACGUGCGCCAGACGAGAAAAAGGUUGCUAAACACAGCACGGCGGAAAUGAAAAAGCCAAAUUUACCAGCAGCUGGUCCAAGGAAAAACAAACCUGCCUCAAAAGUGUCCUGUUUGAUUAAGACAUUUGAUAAGACUGAAAACCAGUGUCCAGAAAGUUCCCUGGUAGCAGUCAAACUGCCAGUUAAAAACAGCUCUCAAAAAUGCAAAUUAAUUCAGGGAAAUGACAUAGCUUUCUGGAAAGACACAGCGCUUUUCAACAUGCAGAGGGAACUUUCCCAAUUUUCUGACGUAUAUCGAGAUAACCACUGGCUCCGUGACAAACACGAGGUCCAGAAAAGACAGAAUAAAAUUGAUAUGAACUACUUUGGCCCACAUGUUGAUCAUCCUGCACUGAUGGACAUGUCCAAUGUGGUUAAGGCAAAUCUCACCAGCUCUUCUAAAAAGGCAGCCAAAAACAGGCGCGCAAAAGUUAAAGAACCAGCAAAAAAGGGCAAUUUUCUUCACAGUGAGAACAGCGCCUUUGAAUCAUGGAAUGACCGUCAUAAUAAACUGAGUGAAAAAGAGGAGUUUGCAGCUAUUAUACCAAAAAAGGAGGCUAUUACACGCUUUGAAGAAACACCAUUGGUUAAAGGAUCCUAUACAUCUGCACAUAAGCCACCACACAGAAAAGUCUCAGGGGCUAGAAUUCAGGAAAAGGAUUUCCUGACAGAUCUAUUUCCCCCUACAACUGAAUUCCAGGACUAUGUUCCACCAGACACUAUAUCUCAGGUCCCUGUUCCAGUAAUACCUGGUCAUCUCGUCCCUGUCUCUCCAGCAGCUGAGUUUCAGAUUCCGAUUCCACCAGCACCUGUACCCCUCAUCUCUGGCCCAUCAGCAUCUCUACCCCAGGUCUCUGGUCUCCCCAAAUCACCUGUAUACAAGGCCCCUUCUCCACCACCACCUGUGUCCCAAGAUGCUUGCACAGAGAAGAAGUCAACCAAGCCUGAAAUGGACUAUGUCUGUCCACCGUGGAGAAGACAGAGGAAUAUAAAGAGGGCCACAGUGAAAGCACAGCCGAGUUCAAAUGAAAAGUUACCCCUCAGUGGAGAAGAAUUCUCCUUUUAUCAAAAGCCAUCUGCUGUGGAACCUUUUGCUGACACAACUGCAGAAAAUAAACAGGGAAACUCCCCUGAUUCCGUUAGCCCCUCCUUCAACAUCACAAAACUUUUAACCCCAAUCAUACCCUCAAAACAAGAGAUAGCAAAUCAACCAGUGAGUUUGACACCCCCAAUGCCUGACCCUGUAGCAGCAAAAGAACGUGAGGGAAGCGGAUUUAGUGAGUAUCUGCCUCGGGAUAAUUACAAAUCUAAAGCACCAAGUUUAUUAUUCAACCUGAAGGAUGUCAGAAAACGUGUGAAAAGCACUUACAGUCCCUCGCCCCUCCUAAAAGAGAAAAACAAGGCUAAGGAAAACACAAAACAAGGGAGUGUAAACAUGAAUGCUAUGGUGUCUACUUUUCCGGAAGACAGUAGCUUCGAGUUUGCAGAGAGAGAUGAAUUAAGCUAUGGACCUUUUGUACCAACAGACACUAUCCAGGAAAAGCACAAUACAACUGAGUUAAAGGGAUACUUCACAGACAGUUACCUUUCUUUAAAUUCACCCCAGGCAACAGUCGAUCCUGCGUUUUACCAAAAUCAAGACAAUUUGCAACAGGAUCAUUCAAAUAACAAAGAUCCAUUGAAAGACAUCGAGUACAAUGAAAACGUCUCUCUCUCUGGAUACCUGUCAAACGAACAUGGUUUAAGGAAAAGUCGACGUUACCCUUCACUGAAAUGCCACAGUAGAGACAAUACAGAAGCAACAGCUGCGCAUCAAAUGCAAACGUAUAAUUCCAGCAUACAAGGCCAUGAACGUGAAAGAGAUGCGGAAAGCCAGAAUGGAGUCCCCCCCAAACUCCUUCCACCAGCAGGAGAUGAUGUUCCUUACAAUGAAAGUGAAAGCCAUGUAAGAAGCAGCAAUGAAAAUCAAGGCAAGACCAGCAAUAGUUCUUCUGAAUACUCUUUUGUGACCACAGUCGAUCAGCCAUUUCAGGAGGACUCUUUCUCGCUGAUUCAGCUGUUCCAGAAAGCAUGCCUGGAAGAAAGCCAGCGGAGUAGAAGGAAACAGAAUGUAGAUGACAAGCCAAGUAGGAAAGGGAAACCGGGAGAGGAAGAGGAGGUUCCGUUGUAUGCGUUUAGUAAUGGGGACACUAGUACAGAAGAGAGGAGCAAGGGAAAGGUGGCACUGGACGAAAGCGAAAGCCUGACUGAAGAGAGGUGGACGAGUGAGAAGAGGGAAGAGGCCAGUAGUGUGAAUUCUGCAGCAGAAGACAACAAGGACACUGUCAUCCCCAAGGGAGAAGAGCCAACAUCGCAAUCUUCCAAUCCAUUGAAACCCAGUCUGUUUCUGAUUAAAGACAACACAUUCAAAUCCUCCCCCGUGAUAAAAGCCAUCAAGCUGCCUCUCCUUAGGUCCUUGUCCCUAGAAGAAACAGUCAGUAGUAGUUACAGGGAAACACAAAGACAACUGGAAGCUACUGUAGAGAAAGGCAAGCCGCUUUACAGGCAGGGCCGUGAUACACCCAGCAUUCAAGAAAUUGAGCGGUCAUUAUUGAGGAACAUAAAAGAACAGGAUGCAAGAGAAGAUGGACUUAUCAGAAAUGGGGAUGCGCUGGUGUCUACUCCAGCCGACAUGGGCUUUCAAGGGACAGAUAACACCAACCUAACAUGGGAGCCCACCCUUUCUGAAGAUGUAGGGAGUUUUUCAUUAAGGACGUUGGGAGAAGAUGAGGAAGUGACUCCUACUUUAUUAAAUAAAGUUGGGAAAAGUAAAGAGGAAAAUGUCCACCGAAGCCAAGAGAAGCCCAAGGUAGGAAGGGCAAAGCAGUACUUAGCACGACCAAAGUCAGCAUUAGAAGAUAGCUCAUCACAACGCCAACUGGGUCCCCCUUUAGAGGAGAAAAAUUAUUUUAAGAAUCAUCUUUUCUCCAAUAGGAGAGGUGGGUCAUGUGCGAAAAAAAUAAUCACGAGGGAGAGUAGUUCUCCUGCAAUAAGCUCUAUGUUAGAGAACCAUGUGUACUGCCCUGUAAUCAGCGAUGUUUCAGGAGACAUCAGACACUUGGAAGAAACACCUGUGAUGUCAGAUGAUCUUGCGUGUACCCCUGUAACAAACCCAAGGUCAGAGAGCAUCGUACACUCAGCUAUCAACAGUCCCUUGCCAGAGAAAAUUGCCAGUUCGCGUGUAAUGAAGGCAGAGGAGAUUACAAAUCCCGCUUUGUUGAAUGUGGUCACAAAGAACAAGGCUGACAUUUCGGCAGAGGAAAUACUCGAUUCCAUGCAGAGGAGCCUGCUGGCUGAGGACACCAGCGACUCGAGGCCGACAAACGAGCGAUCCCAGAGUUGUAUGGCGAAACCGCUGGGCAAACCCCCCGCAGUGCCACCGAAAAGCGAAAAGGCCCUGCGGCGAGCCAAAAGGCUAGCCAACAAGAGAAAAAAGACGGAGGUGCAGCAGAAGAGCCUUCCAAUGGAGCAGACAGAUGUUGUGGUGAGAAAGCCAUCCCAGGCUGGACAGAUUCCAUUAUCCCCCGUACCCUGGAACCAUUCUCCACCAUCUCCUGUGUCCCGUUCACCUUGUCCUCCUUCAGAAUCUAGCCUGGUAAGACUCAAAGGUGCCCCGUCAGUUAGCCCCACGCCCUCUUUACCUGCAAUUCAGCGUAAACUCCUUCAAGAUCCCGACUCAGGGGAGUACUUCAUCGUCGACCUAGAUGCUCAAGUUCAUUUAAAGACCUUUUAUGAGCCAGACACCGGCAAAUACAUCCAAGUCCCAGUCUGUUCCUCCGAAAGGAGCUUACACCAACCAGCCUCUUGGGAAAACAUGAAACCUCCUUGCGUCCUGUACCCCAGUGAGCUGCCUGUAUCCGUGCCUACUCUGAGAUCAACUUCCCAACAGUCUGAACCUCUUUCGCUCAUGCAGAACGUCCCAGGCAUGCCAGCUGAAGACUGGCAGGAGGAAGACAGAGAUUCUCCAUCCCCAGAGAGCCAACCCUAUAUUGAACCUGUAUCUGACUCUCAUAGUCAGCAUGCUGAUGAAACUCAGCGUACUUGUCAAGAAGACACAAGUCCAGCUAUAUGCAUGGACAUCAUUUCAAUCGGUGAUUUAGAGGAUUUUGUUGUCGAGGGGAUCUCUUAAGCCCUGAAAUGCUAAAUUAUUUUCAGUAUAAAUACAUUCAGACACGCACUCAUUAUUUGUAAACACUAACGUCUGGAUCUGGUUGUGGCACGGUUUGGGUGAGAAGGAGAAGGAAGGUUUGCGACUCCAAAGGGGAGAGAUGUCACUGUGAGGAAGUCUGCUGUUGGGGUCAACCCUGGCUUAUCAAUAAAAUAAAGGGACUAUGCUGUCAAAAUAAAAAUCUGAUGGUCUGAAACCACCCUCAGUGGCUGCUACCGCUGUAGCUUUGCCACUGGGGACACAAGGAUUGCAAAAAUGGACAUGAUCCUGUCCAGUUUUUCGGGUGGUGCGGUGUGACAAGUGACAAGUAGUAAGAAUUCUGAGAACAGAUGCUAACUCUACUUACGACUCCUCACUCUGUCUUGAAACCACGUUUACAAAUAGACAAUAUCUGGCGAUGAACAUCAGCCAUAGCGGUCAGAGAGUCACUUUUUGGUGUACUCUGACGAGCCAGAAAUGAAUGACUAGUCGGUUGUAUACCGGUUAUACAAUACAGCACCUGAACUGAAAGCAAACCCGAAACAUUGAUAAGUAAAAGCAGCAUCUCUACUCAUCGGAUACACUUGUGCAUCCCUGCUAAACUGCUGCUAGCAUUUUGAGAUGGACAAAUACUUCCCUAUAUUCAGCCCCUAGUCUCAGGAAUUUCUCGUUACAUAGCUCUCAAACUUCACUCCAGAGUGAAAGUUGGCCUGGAAAAAGUCCACCCAGGAGCAAAAUUGAAGGAGAUGCAGGUGCAAUAGGUUUUGUUAGACUGGGAGGAGUUUUGAUUAUUGUUUCAGAGGUUUUUCUUUUUCUUACAAAGCACUACUGAAACACAAAGCUAACUUUUUUAAAAAAGUGAGAAAUGUUUAAUUGUUCCUUAUUUUGGACUGUUGUAUUCUGUGAUUUUAAAAAAAAAGUGACAAGCGACAGCCAGGUUAUUCAUUUUUAGAAAGUGCCAUAAGAAAGCAACUUAUUUUGAGCAUCCGGUUUUUCAGAAAGCUCUGUAUCAAUUCUGUACCAUUCUUUUCUAAGCUCUUUUUCUCACCCUAUACUGGAUGGUACCUUGUCAAAGAUCUGACUAAUCAGAAAUGCAUGGUAACAUGAUGGUGCAAAUACAAUACACAGUAAUAUGUCUGCUUAUCAAUGUCUCUUUUUCUGCACAUUGGUUUCUUUUUUUAAAAUCCUCCUCCCUUUCAUUUUGUGCUCCCCAAGGGAAAAUGUAAAAGUAAAAGCUCUUCGGAAGAAUAACUUUGGGCCCGAUUCUCCUCUUACACCAGAAUAACUCAGUUGUUCUCAGUAGAGUUUCUCUUGAUUUACAAUCAAAUAAGGGGCAAAUCCGGCCUUUUCUCUAUAGCUGAAGAAGAACGGGGAAAAAGAAGUGGAACUAUAAUCGUAAGUCUGACAGAGGUUGUUCUUGGGCACGGUCUAACCAGCCCUGGGAUUUCGGGAUUUCUCAUGAGAGGGCUUGUUCUCAUGAUAUAGACCAAAGAGGUUUGAUUAAGCUUCACUUUUUGGAUACUUCAAUCCACAAAUUGAAGGUGGAUUUUAAACCACCUGAGGUUUGCCCAUCGCAACAUACAUCUUUACAUUCAGAACCUAUGUAAGCCAAACAAAUGCUCCCUUUCAUUGCCCCCGUCUACUGAUACAAUUCUCGUAGGGUCGAUGGUCCCAAUCCUCAGGAAUCAUUCUGUUUAGAUCAGUGGGUUUUGGAUUGGGCUCUAAAUUAUUUUCUCUCGCAAAUUUUCACAGUCGUGCACAACUGAUGUGACGCUGUGAUUUGGGGGCCAGUUUGCACCUCUCAGGUCUGAGUUUUCGAUGAAAUUCAGCAAGAUGCCUAAGUAUAAGCAAACACGUUUGUGAAAACGCAAUUUCUAUGCAAUCUUUGACUUGGACUGGGCUCAUUUUACCUCAGAAAAAGGCAUUCCAGGUCCCCCUAGGAAAAGGGGCUCUUUUUUGAGCACAAGCAUUUGUAAAACAUGAGUGCUUCAGGAACAAGGAUUCCUUCUCAAAUAGGGGAGGUAAGGCACGAGUCCAGGUUUGAACGCUCUUCUAUUUCCUUGCCAAUAUUUUGCAAACUUCUUACAUGGCACCCUCCACAUUAGAAUUGUAGGACUGGAAGAGACCUCAGUAGGUCUCCUAGGCCCCUGAAGGCAUUAUAUUUUAUUGUCUGCUGUGCCAGCUUUUAUACAACACAGCAGCUCAUCAAGCACAAAGCAAGUAUGAAGGAUAAAUAUUACAUAUCUGUAGGCUUGGAAUGAUUAGAGUUUCAUUGGUAAAUGUUGAUUUCAGUGAAAACAGGCAAGCCAUCAAAAAAAUAUUUCCAUCAAUAAUUAUCCAAAUUUAUCGAAAGAAGAAUGCUGCUUUAGAACUUACUAGAAUUUGAUUGAAGGAUAUUUACUUUGUAUAUUUUGACAUGUGAUGUUGAUAAUUUGUGUUUUUGCAGUGAUAAAGCUUUAAUUUUGGAAUCUCCAAGUCUACUGUCAUUAAAUAAUUAUGGUUCAAUCCCCCCCCCUCCUUUUUGACUCAAUCGGAUAUUAAAACAGCUUUAUUUAACUGCAGUAAUACUUGGCUGUGUAAAAAGAAAUUCUGUAUGGCAAUAUACUUACCACUGCUCCUUCUUUCUGUGCACAUCCAAAGUUCUCUUGCUACAUUUCAAAGGCAGAGGAGUAGCAGUCAGGACCUGGCGUAAGCGGGCACUGCUUCAGUUCCUGCUCUUGCCGCUUCUCCGCUGCACCUCUGCCUCUCCUUUCCUCUGCUGCAGAGAUGGUGCUGGGGGGAACCAGCCUUUAAGCC